Messenger RNA from Arabidopsis thaliana (thale cress), 486 nucleotides. Its product is annotated as Plant self-incompatibility protein S1 family. The transcript has a single exon. Bases 1 to 486 code for a protein of 161 amino acids. Gene Ontology annotation, cellular component: extracellular region. Lineage: Eukaryota; Viridiplantae; Streptophyta; Magnoliopsida; Brassicales; Brassicaceae. The record is from RefSeq and is marked reviewed.
AUGGAUAUUCCAAAGCAAUAUCUAUCACUAUUCAUAUUGAUUAUCUUCAUAACUACAAAAUUAUCACAAGCCGACCAUAAAAACGACAUUCCAGUUCCCAACGAUCCAUCAUCAACAAAUUCUGUGUUUCCUACCUCGAAAAGAACCGUGGAAAUCAAUAAUGAUCUCGGUAAUCAGCUAACGUUACUGUAUCAUUGUAAAUCAAAAGACGAUGAUUUAGGUAACCGGACUCUGCAACCAGGUGAGUCGUGGUCUUUUAGUUUCGGGCGUCAAUUCUUUGGAAGGACGUUGUAUUUUUGUAGUUUUAGUUGGCCAAAUGAAUCGCAUUCGUUCGAUAUAUAUAAAGACCAUCGAGAUAGCGGCGGUGAUAACAAGUGCGAGAGCGACAGGUGUGUGUGGAAGAUAAGAAGAAACGGACCUUGUAGGUUUAACGAUGAAACGAAGCAGUUUGAUCUUUGUUAUCCUUGGAAUAAAUCUUUGUAUUGA